CACCGCGCGCGUGCAAAGGCGCCUUUCGCAGUUGUUCAUGUCAACAAGGAGGAGGAGGAGAGGAGAGGCGUCAUUUACAACAUCUAAUGCAUGCGUAUAGUAACACGCUAGUUUUGCGGGUCGAUACGCCAGUGUUUCAGUACUCCAUUUAGCAGCCUUUUUCGUUUAAGGCCGACAUGGCACCGUUCAAUUUAAUGACAGCAGGUGUUAGCCUUCUGGCUAAGUCCUUCAGUGUGCUCUCCUGCACAAGUGCUCUGGCAAGGUGUACCAGUGUCCUACCUGCUGCAUAUAUCAACCCAGUGAAAUGUCUAACCUCUCAGGCCAGUGGCCCCCCAAAGAGACCUCUGAAUGGAUACAUGAGAUAUGUUCAACAACAGAAGCCUAUUGUGACCAGACAAAACCCAGAAAUCAAAGUAGUGGAUCUUGUUAAGAAGAUUGCCCAGCAGUGGAGAAUGAUGAGCCCAGAGCAGAAACGGCCUUAUCAGGACGCCUUUGUCAAAGCCAACGAGCAAUUCAAGGUGGACCUGCAGCACUACCAGGCCCAGCUGACUCCAGCACAGCUCCAGCAACAAGCCCUGGAGAAAAGGCAGAGACUGGACAAGAGGAGGGCCAUUCGAAAGAAGAGGGAGUUAAGCAGCCUGGGGAAACCCAAGCGUCCUCGCUCCCCUUUCAACAUCUUCAUGUCAGAGCACUUUGAGGAGGCUAGAGGAGUCACCACCCCGGCAAAGAUGAAGUCAUUGUUGGAGGACUGGAGGAAUCUGUUCAGCCAUCAGAAACAGGUCUACACACAGCUUGCAGAAGAUGACAAGAUUCGCUACAAGAAUGAGAUGAAGUCGUGGGAAGACCACAUGGUGGAGAUUGGACGAGAGGACGUGGUCCGAGAGCAGACCCUGUCUGCCAAGAAGAAAGCCACUGCUAAAAGUACAGCAGCCAAGAAAGAAACAAAGAAAGCUAAAGUAGUGAAGAAAGCCACUGGUGGAGGAAAGUCAAAAGCAACCAGGAAGACAUCGAAAAGUAUCUCCGCAAAAACUGCUUCCCAAAGAUCUACCAAGAAGUCAUAAGAUGUAUUUAUAUUGUGAGACCAGAGGAUAAAGAUGUGUUUAUGACAGCUGAAUACAGGAGAUCUGAUGAGCCUGGGCUCUGCUCUGCUUUGUUUUUUUAAAGCCACAAAGUCUCCACUUCUAAUGAAUGCUCUUAUAGUCCAACAUGACAAAGCUUUUCACAGCACCUGGACAGAUUAAGAUCAUUUCACACCACAUCAGCGUCUCUUUUCAUUGAACAUUACAGCAAAUAAAUCCUAAAACAGUAUUUUUAAUGAUACAUUGUUCUCACUCUCUUCAAAUACACAUCAAAAUAAUGUAGACAUUUUUCAGUCUGUAAUGUUUAGAAGGCUUUGUAGCCCAACCACAGUGUAUUUAAGGAGAAUGGGAAGGAUUCUGUUGCCGUCCAAAAUGACCACACCUGUUUUCUAUUUUUGGUAUGUCAUAGAGUAAUAAUGUAAAUGUGCUUUUCAGUUUGAUUAGAUGUGUUGACUUUGUUAACAGUAGCAUUCAGAAAGCAGUGUGCUCGUUGGUUGUAAAAUCCUCGACGGUGUUUCAUUUGACAGUACAUCUGUUCUCAUAAAUGCAGCCUGACUGAAUUCUUCGUAUCAAUACUGGUAUCAGUGUAGCAUAAGCUUCAUUUGCAACCUGAAAAUGUGAAAUCCUGCUAUUUCUCCUUUAUGGCAAGAAACGUUAUUAACUGACUCUUCCAAUUUUGCAUGGCUCCAGUUAAGAUUUAUAGAAGAUGCUUUUUGCUCUGGUAAAAGCUGGAGAAAACUGUAAGGAGUGAUAAUAAAGUUAGCUUUUUAUUAUUUCCCUCCAAUGAGAAAUGCCAGUUCAUUCUGACUUCACUGUGUGAAGCGAGUCUUUUGCUACAUGUCUCAAACAUGAAGGAUCUUUGGCUAAUGUCAGUUAAUCCUAACAUCCAUCAUCUUUCUGGUCUGCUGUGGUCACCCACACUGGUUCAUUAUUUUUAGUACUGCUUGUGUUUUUGGUUUGUAGAAUGUAUUUAGUGCUACCAUAUUAACUGCAUUUAAAUACAGCUUGUUUCCUAUGUGUUGUGUAUUUUAUCAAUAAACAUUUAUAUACACUUCUAAACUGAA
Molecule: messenger RNA, 2143 nt
Organism: Amphiprion ocellaris (clown anemonefish)
Lineage: Eukaryota; Metazoa; Chordata; Actinopteri; Pomacentridae
Gene: tfam
Product: transcription factor A, mitochondrial
Exons: 7
Coding region: 177-1061 (294 amino acids)
Molecular function (GO): transcription cis-regulatory region binding
Source: RefSeq, a predicted model, not a curated record